CCAGGUACCGCUACCACCAGGACAUCUCUGAAAACUUAAACGUAUUAACAUUGAUAUUGAUCGGUAGUGUGAAUUUUCCAUUGAAACAUACACCAGGAUGACCGCCUCGAAUGGCGUCGUCGGCAAGGACGAUGAUAAAUCGCGUUUGCAGUACAAAUCAAACAUCGUCCUGGGAUCAUCUGCAUUCGAAGAUCAGGAUAAAGACUCAAAGAGCUUUGCACCCAACAAGACGAAUAAGAAUUCCAAUCAUGACGAGGCAGAAGAGAAGAAGGACGAUGGCUCCUACAACGAGGAUGUCAAGCAGGUCGGCUACCUCCAGAUGUUCCGCUAUGCCACCACCAAGGAUCGCACACUCUACAUCAUCGGGCUGCUGUCUGCCGUGGCCACAGGCCUCACGACUCCUGCCAACAGUUUGGUCUUCGGCAACUUGGCAAAUAACAUGAUCGAUUUAGGCGGCACAGUUGAGGGUAGAACGUACCAGCGUGACGGCGAUGACCAGGGAGACUUGCUGCUGGACAAGGUGCGCGAGUUCUCGCUGCAGAACACCUACAUUGGAAUUGUGAUGCUGGUGUGCUCCUAUAUCUCCAUCACCUGCUUCAACUACGCCGCCCACAAUCAGAUUCUGACCAUCCGAUCCAAGUUCUUCCGCUCCAUCCUGAACCAGGACAUGAGCUGGUAUGACUUCAACCAGAGCGGCGAGGUGGCCAGUCGCAUGAACGAGGAUCUGUCCAAAAUGGAGGAUGGCCUCGCCGAAAAGGUCGUCAUGUUCGUCCACUACGUUGUGUCCUUUGUGGGCUCCCUGGUGUUGGCAUUUGUCAAGGGCUGGCAGCUGUCGCUGGUUUGCCUGGUUAGCCUGCCGCUGACUUUCGUCGCAAUGAGUCUGGUGUCGGUCGCUACGUCCAGGUUGGCCAAGCAAGAGGUGACCCAAUACGCCAGAGCUGCAGUCGUGGCCGAGGGCGCUCUAUCCGGUAUACGCACAGUGAAGGCGUUCGAGGGAGAGAGCAAAGAGGUGUCGACCUACAAGGAAAGUGUUGUGGCCGCCAAGCUGCUCAACAUCAAGCGCAACAUGUUCUCCGGCAUCGGAUUCGGCACUCUCUGGUUCUUCAUCUACGGCUCGUACGCCCUGGCCUUCUGGUAUGGCGUGGGACUGGUGAUCAAGAGCUACCACGAUCCGUAUUACGCCAGCUACGACGCCGGCACCAUGAUUACUGUCUUCUUCUCCGUGAUGAUGGGAUCCAUGAAUAUUGGCAUGGCCGCCCCCUAUAUCGAGGCAUUUGGCAUUGCCAAAGGCGCCUGCGCCAAGGUCUUCCACAUCAUCGAACAGAUCCCAACUAUCAAUCCCAUCGGCCAUCAGGGCAAGAGCCUCAACGAGCCCCUCACCACCAUCGAGUUCAAGGACGUCGAGUUCCAGUAUCCGACGCGCAGCGAGAUUCCCAUUUUGAAUCGUCUCAACCUGAAGAUCCAUCGCGGUCAGACAGUGGCCCUGGUCGGACCCUCCGGCUGCGGCAAGUCCACGUGCAUCCAGCUGCUGCAGCGCUUCUACGACCCCUCCGCCGGCGAUCUCUACUUCAACGGCCACAGCCUGCGGGACAUUGACAUCAACUGGCUGCGCUCCCGCAUCGGAACCGUCGGCCAGGAGCCCGUGCUCUUCGCCACAUCCAUCUACGAGAACAUCCGCUAUGGGCGCGAAGACGCCACCGAUGCUGACAUUGAGGCGGCUGCCGAGGCGGCCAAUGCGGCUGUGUUCAUCAAUAAGCUGCCACGCGGCUAUAAGACGCUGGUGGGCGAGCGGGGAGCACAGUUGUCUGGCGGACAGAAGCAACGCAUUGCCAUUGCACGUGCAUUGAUACGCGACCCGGAGAUCCUAUUGCUGGAUGAGGCUACCUCGGCCCUGGACACCGCCAGUGAGGCGAAGGUGCAGGCUGCCCUGGAGAAGGUCAGCGCUGGACGCACCACCAUCAUUGUGGCUCAUCGGCUGUCGACGGUGCGACGAGCGGACAAGAUUGUGGUGAUCAACAAGGGCGAGGUGGUGGAGAGCGGCACGCACCAGGAGCUGAUGAUGCUGAAGAAUCAUUACUUCAAUCUGGUGACCACACAGCUGGGCGAGGAUGACGACACCGUGAUGAGCCCCACCGGCGACAUUUACAAGAAUUUCGACAUCAAGGACGAGGACGAGGAGGAGAUCCAGGUGCUGGAGGAUGAGGACGAGCAGGAACCAGAGGCCGUCACAAAGGACAAGAAGAAGAAGAAGAAGAAGGUGAAGGACCCCAACGAAGUCAAACCCAUGGCGGAGGUGAUGAAGAUGAACCGACCGGAGUGGGCACAGAUCACCGUUGGCUGCGUCUCCUCCGUGAUUAUGGGCUGUGCCAUGCCAAUCUUUGCCGUACUCUUUGGCAGCAUCCUGCAGGUGCUGUCCGUCAAGGACAACGACGAGUAUGUCCGCGAGAACAGCAAUAAGUACAGUCUCUACUUCCUGAUUUCCGGCAUAGUCGUGGGCAUUGCCACCUUCCUGCAGAUUUACUUCUUUGGCAUUGCCGGCGAGCGACUUACGGAGCGCCUGCGUGGCCUCAUGUUCGAGAGGAUGCUGAAUCAGGAGGUGGCCUGGUUUGACGACAAAGCCAACGGCACUGGAAGCCUCUGCGCUAGACUCUCCGGCGAUGCAGCCGCUGUCCAAGGCGCAACUGGCCAGAGAAUCGGCACGAUCAUUCAGUCUAUUUCCACACUGGCCGUCGGCAUUGGUCUGUCCAUGUACUACGAGUGGAGCCUGGGUCUGGUCGCUCUCGCCUUCACGCCCUUCAUCCUCAUCUCGUUCUACAUGCAGCGCACGAUCAUGGCCCAGGAGAACAUGGGCACGGCCAAGACCAUGGAGAACUGCACCAAGCUGGCAGUCGAGGUGGUCUCCAACAUUCGCACCGUUGCCUCCCUGGGACGCGAGGAGAUGUUCCAUCGUACCUACAUCGGCAUGCUCGUCCCGUCCGUCGAAACAGCCAAGCGAAACACCCACUUCCGUGGCCUGGUCUAUGGCCUUGCCCGCUCCCUCAUGUUCUUUGCGUAUGCCGCCUGCAUGUACUACGGCACCUGGUGCGUGAUCAAUCGGGGCAUCGAGUUCGGGGAUGUCUUCAAAGUAUCCCAGGCCUUGAUCAUGGGCACUGCGUCGAUAGCCAACGCUCUGGCCUUUGCCCCCAACAUGCAGAAGGGAAUCACUGCCGCCAAGACAAUCUUCACGUUCCUGCGUCGCGAGCCAACGAUUGUGAACCGCCCGGGAGUGUCGCACGAGCCAUGGCACUGCCAGGGCAAUGUCACUUACGACAAGGUUGAGUUUAGCUAUCCCACACGCAAGGAGAUUCAGGUGCUCAAGGGUCUGGAGCUGGGCGUAAAGAAGGGCCAAAACGUGGCCCUGGUGGGUGCCUCCGGCUGCGGCAAGUCCACCUGCAUCCAGCUGAUCCAGCGCUUCUACGACGUGGACGAGGGCGCCGCGCUCAUCGAUGAGCAUGAUAUCCGAGAUGUCUCAAUGUCGAAUCUGCGCCAGCAACUCGGCAUUGUGUCACAGGAGCCGAUCCUCUUCGAUCGCACCAUCCGGGAAAACAUUGCCUACGGCGACAAUGCGAGAUCUGUCACCGACCAGGAGAUCAUGUCAGCCUGCAAGAAGUCCAAUAUUCACGAGUUCAUUACGAAUCUGCCACUGGGUUACGACACGAGAAUGGGUGAGAAGGGAGCCCAACUGUCUGGCGGUCAGAAGCAGCGCAUUGCCAUUGCGCGCGCUCUCAUCCGUAAUCCCAAGAUCAUGCUGCUCGACGAGGCCACCUCUGCCCUGGAUGCCGAAAGCGAAAAGGUUGUCCAAGAUGCGCUGGAUGCCGCAUCCGAGGGUCGCACCACGAUCAGCAUAGCCCAUCGACUGUCUACCGUUGUCCAUUCGGAUGUGAUCUUUGUGUUUGACAACGGCGUCGUCUGUGAGUCCGGCUCCCACAAAAAUCUGCUGGAGAAUCGCGGAAUCUACUACACGCUCUACAAGCUGCAGAGCGGAGCCAUGUAGACAGCAUUCUAGCAUACGAUAACGAUAAAAUAGCAUAAAUCUAGAUCAUAUAAAUAUAAUAUAUACAUAUACAUAAUAAACCAUUGUAAAGCCUAAGAAAUCGCGAUCAAAGUUAGGUAUUCGAUUGUACAAGAAGAUUAUUUAAGAUUAUUAUAAGAUUAUUUAUGUUUGUCAUUGCUUAAGACUUCUUUGAAUUUAUGUACAGAAUUUGUAUUAUUAAUUAAAACACUUCAAUUCGUA
Messenger RNA from Drosophila guanche, 4273 nucleotides. RefSeq names its product ATP-dependent translocase ABCB1 (gene Mdr50). Gene Ontology annotation, cellular component: membrane. The record is from RefSeq and is a predicted model, not a curated record. Bases 98 to 4033 code for a protein of 1311 amino acids. Gene Ontology annotation, biological process: transmembrane transport. Lineage: Eukaryota; Metazoa; Arthropoda; Insecta; Diptera; Drosophilidae. The transcript has 9 exons. Gene Ontology annotation, molecular function: ATP binding; ABC-type transporter activity; ATP hydrolysis activity.